AUGCAUGUGUACUCCAGAUUUCUCCUCGGCUUCGUCGUCCUCUUCGGCACUCCGGACGGCGCGAGAGUCUUCUAUCUUUUCAAGCGCGGCUGCAGCCGUGGUGCUGCUCAACUGGGGGCGCCAUGCCAGAAGGGUAUUGGCCAGCCGUCAGCCUGGCAUUGCAUCGCGCACCCGUUUCGUUGCACAGUCAGGGCAGUGUGCUUCCGCCCGAACAUAUUAUUCGAUUUUCAGCGCACGCUGCAGCGACGCGAUGAGGAGACGGGGCGGCAGAGAAGCAUUGCGAAUAGCAUAAAAAUCCUCUGCGGUAGUUAUUCUUCGCCCAGGGACCCCAGGGGCCGCGCCACUCUCGCGAAGUAG
Molecule: messenger RNA, 357 nt
Organism: Prorocentrum cordatum
Lineage: Eukaryota; Dinophyceae; Prorocentrales; Prorocentraceae
Source: the annotation of a GenBank genome assembly